AAAAUCCCCUAAAAAUAUUUUGUCAUAUCAGCUAAAUCCAGAAUAUAUUAUGUGUAUAAUCUAUGAUCCAGAAUGUCAAAUUUGUUGGUAAACAUCCAUGAAUCUUUAGUAUCAAAACAAACAGGAAAAUCAUAUUUAAUUAAAGGAAAUUAUGAAUAUUAUCAUUACUUGUGUGAUGGAUUUGAUGAUAGGGGCUGGGGUUGCGGUUAUAGAACUCUUCAGACGAUAUGUUCCUGGAUGAAAUUAAAUCAUAUGGAUGUUGCUGUACCUUCAAUACGAGAGAUUCAAUCGAUACUGGUUGAUUUGGAAGAUAAACCGAAAACGUUUAUUGGUUCGAGACAGUGGAUUGGCAGUUUUGAGGUUUGCUUGGUAAUUGAUAAACUAUUUGAUGUUCCAUGUAAAAUUAUUCAUAUAAACAAAGGAGACGAUCUUAAAACUAUUGUGGACGCCUUAGUCAAACACUUCAUUGAGUACAGCAGUCCCGUAAUGAUGGGAGGAGAUGUUGAUUGCUCAUCUAAAGGGAUCAUGGGCAUUCAUAUUGGAGACCAUGGUGCCAGUUUAUUGGUGGUCGAUCCACACUAUGUUGGAAAACAACCACGUAAAAAUUAUCUACAAGACCAUGGCUGGGUGAAGUGGCAACCACUCCAUGAUUUCCUGAGUUCGUCUUUCUAUAAUUUGUGUCUGCCUCAAGUUAAAGCAAAGAAUGCGUGAAUCAAAGUUAGUCAAUUAAAGUAAAAAUAAAAUAAACAGAUUUCUUUGCGAGUCUUAUUUUAUUCAUUCGUAAUUGACUAUAUGAAAUCAUGAAAAUAACAAUAGAAACUUGAAUUCGGGAAACCAAACAAUUACAUCCAACAAUUAUAAAGUUACCAAUACAAAA
This is a messenger RNA of Bombyx mori (domestic silkworm), 877 nucleotides long. It is a transcript of the gene Ufsp1, whose product is annotated as probable Ufm1-specific protease 1. NCBI's taxonomy places the organism in Eukaryota, Metazoa, Arthropoda, Insecta, Lepidoptera, Bombycidae. Bases 73 to 711 code for a protein of 212 amino acids. The transcript has 4 exons. The record is from RefSeq and is a predicted model, not a curated record.